ACCAGCCUAAGUUCCGGCAUCAAGAACAGGCUUCCCGUGUUUCCCCUUCUUCCAAUUCAAUUUCGUCUGCUCUUAUUUACAAUUAUUUUUUCACCGUCAGUCAUUUACUUAAAAAAUUGUCUUUUUCUGCAAUAAAUACAAUGUUCAAGCUUCCGAUUCUCGGUCGACUAAUAAGGACAGUAGGGGUUGCACAUACUGAGUUAGUAAAUGUCAUGUUCUCAAGAGGUUUACGAAGCAACUUUCCGGCCGAACCAGAGUAUCUUGAUAUUCAAGGUCCACAAGUACCCCUGUAUGAGCCUCUAAAUGUCCAAAUAAAAUCGUAUGACUAUACAGUUUUGGAAACAUUUUCAAGCUACAUACAUAAAACGGCAGAAAAUUUGGAAAUUGAAGUCGAAGAUUGCUGGGCAACUCCUUGUCAAAAGUAUAAAAUCCAAACCUUUAAACCAUUCAGUACUCAGGUUGACAACCAAUACAAUUUGAACUUGUAUGAGAGAAAUGUUCAAGUUGUUGACUUACCUACAACGAAAGCACCUCUAUUUUUCCACGUAAUUCAAGCUGCGUUACCCGAAGGAGUAAGAAUGAACGUCAAGUUGCAUGACGACACUGACGAACUGCUUCGUUACGUCCCAGAUUUGGAAUUAACACAACUCAAGAGUGAACUCGAUGCUUUGGGCGGGCCAUCAAAAAGCAAGCGAUAAUGUCUUUUAGUUUAUUUUUGAUGUAGGAAUUAAAGGAAUACAUUGUAAAAAAUAA
This is a messenger RNA of Daphnia pulex (common water flea), 753 nucleotides long. RefSeq names its product 39S ribosomal protein L48, mitochondrial-like (gene mRpL48). Gene Ontology annotation, cellular component: mitochondrial ribosome. The record is from RefSeq and is a predicted model, not a curated record. Lineage: Eukaryota; Metazoa; Arthropoda; Branchiopoda; Diplostraca; Daphniidae. The coding region runs from base 141 to 698 and encodes 185 amino acids. The transcript is spliced from 5 exons.